AUGUGUGUGUGUGUCUGUGUGUGUUGGUGGGGUGGGGGGGGGAGACGUUGGAGAGACAGACACUGCAGCAACUGCAGAGGGAAGGCAAGCCGACAGGUUCAGCUGUCAGUCACAGCCCAGAAUAGAGCAGAGCUGGGGGGCAAGGGGAAGGAGAGGCUGGUGGUGGGAUAGCAACAGAGGACUUUGCAGAGCAGAAAGCAGUUUGCAGGCACAGUAUCCCGGGGCCAGCACCUACACAACAGAGACUGCAGGAGGGAGGGAGGGGAGGGGGUAAAGUGAAGAGGAUGUUCCAGGUGGAGAAGCAGGAGUUCGGUGAGCAUUUCGCCCGGGGUCCCCGGGUCAGUGUGGCGAACACUUGCGGCGAUUUCAUGAGCGACACCUCGAGCUUGGUGAGUGACUUGGACGAGACGGACUAUGAGGUUGGCCGCUUGACAGCGUUAGCUUUCCGCAGCCUGGCCUGCCCUCCCAGCGGCUACAUGGAGCUGUUCGAGUCCGGGGGCUCCACCGACCUCUCCCUGGAGCUGUCCGAACGUAGCAGCGGCACCACCCAAUGGUCCACCUCGGUGGAGCUGGGCAUGAGGCCAGGGAGCCGGGAGCCUGGACCCCGGGAAGCCCCUACCUUCGGGAGCAGCCACUUCGAGUGUGUGGAGGUGGCUGUGGAAAGCCAGAAGGAAAGUCAUGGUGGUGGGGCCAGGGGCACAGUGCCCAAGAGGGAGAUCCAGUUCAAGAAGAGGGAGAGCGGUGAGCUGAGUGUUUUCCAGGCCAGUGCCUGCCUAGAGGAGAGGAAGACCACUUCCCGGGAGGAGGAGGUCAGGACCAACAGCCUGCACAGAGCCGAGCCCCAGGAAGAAUGCUCCAAAAAGGCCAAGUUUGCCUCCUGCCACAUCUCCAACGUCAUCUCCAAGAAGAUGCAGUUUGAGCAAGAGCUCAAGAUGGAGCGGGGGGCCGUCCAGGACCCCUUCUCGUCUGUGCCGUCCACCCCGUCCUCGGCCCCUGUCAAAGAAUUCGAGUUCCCCCUGCCAGGUCUCGCUCAGGAGGAAGAGCCUGGCAGAGGCUGGGAGUUCAGCACCGAGCUGCUGGGAGGCAGGAGGAGCGUGGUGCUGCAGGAGAGCUGCUCGGAUACUGGCCCUGCCCAGACCACCCCACAUCCCGGCGGCUUCAGGGGCUGGAAGGAGAGCUGUACCGAGGAUCAGAAAGCAGGAAAGCCAGGGAGAGCAGGAAUCCUCAGUGAUUCCAAACCUGAAAAGGCCACCGCGCACAACAGCCUGGAGGAGAAAUACGUGGAGGUUAUCCCACAGGUUACCAAACAGGCCAACUACCUCAGCCAGCCCACUGUGCUUGAAGACAAGCCCAGCUAUAAACAACUUGGUCAUAAAAUAGACACCAGAAACCCAUCCAGGAGCAGCGUAAUGCCACAACCACCCAAGGUGACACCUGCUCCUCCAACCACACAAGAGAAGUAUGUGGACCCAUACGGGACAGUUGAACAGUUGGCUCCAAACAUAGGCUCCCGCAGCAAGAUCAUCCCUCUUGACCCUAAGUAUCAGACUCUGCCUGCUUCAUUUAAAUUCGAGACUGAUGAUUGUAGAAUGGUCGACCCCCAGUUUGACCGAGGUGAACUGACAGCACAGAGAGCAAAGGGGCCCAUCCAUCAGGUGCGUGAUGUGCGUAAACUGGUCAAGAAUACCUACGGGGCAUUAAGUUUCCGUGGCUCAUUGGAAGCCAAACCUUCUGAAAUUUUGAAUCCUGAUGAUUCCCAACUGCUCACAGAGUCUGAUCAAACCAAUGUACCAGUGGCCAACAUCGCAACGCUGCCUAUGAACAUUCAAUGCAAAUCCAUAAAUUGGAAAGGUAAUAGAGAAAUGUCUUGCAAUUCAUCAGUAGACAAGAAAUAUUGGACCUACGCAGGGAGUACAGACACCUCCAGGUUAUAUUCGUCUGAUAUCAAGCUGCUACUUCCAUCUGAUAUUAAGAAAAGCAAGACAGAUACAUUUAAGAAAGCAGAGACCGAAAACAAGACUUGCAAAAAAGUUGGGAAAGGAGAGGGUGCAUUGGCGAUUCAAUCUGCAGAUUCAAAGAACAUCAAGAAGAAAAACAAAAUUGACAAAUCGCAAAGCUCACCUGCUUCAAGUAAGGAAGCUACCAGAAUUUCUCCUUUAAGAGGUGGCUCUAAAAAGGACACACAAGAGAAACAAGAUGUAAGUUUGGUGAGGAGGCUUUCAACUGGUGAAGAUCGUAAUUUAAUGUCUGAGACAGAUAAAGUCAAAAAGAGUUGGUCAGCUGGUGUAGACAACCAAUGCCCAUAUUCAUCACUGUUGAAUUCACAUUCAAAAGGUAUUAAGGUUGAGACUGGUGGAGAAAAAACAAAGAAAGAUUCAGCAGAAUCCAUUCCGAAACAGGAGAAUACAGUGCUAAACAAUAAUGUUGGUACUAAAAAAGAUGACCCAAUGAAACCGCAUAGCCAGUUAAAACCUACUGGAAGUGUCACUUCUCUCAAAGAGGAUUUGAGUUUGACACAUGGGAAAAGUGAUUCAAUAAAAGAAUCUCAAGACAGACCAGAAAAUCAAAAUAAAUUCCAGAAGAUUGCGAUUUCAAGAAAUAACAUUGCCAAAACAUUGGCUGAGAAGGAUGAGUCAUUAAACCAGAGCAAACAUUUAAACAUUUCAACUCCCAAUUUAACCAACUCAAACAUUUCAAAAGGAAAAGAUACAUCAGAGAGCAAGGUGGACUCCAGAUUGGAUCAGCAGAAGACACUUCGAAAGGUGUCUUCAUCAAAAAAUGACAGCACCCAAGAAUUAACCAGGAAAGGGGAAUUGAACAAGGAAGGUCAGUUCAGAAAGUUAGGAAAUAAGAGUGACAAUGUGGUUUUAAAGACUGAAGAAAUUAAAGGAACUGAGGAAUGUGGAAGAGAAGGUCAAGUCAAGGGGGAGCAGAAAAGUCAACGCUUUGGGAGAUCUACUAUCAGUGGCGAGGACUUACUGUCGCCAGUUGGGAAAAAGGAUGAUGUAAAGAAGGUUCAGAUUGGACUGGAAAAGAAGACUGUAGUGAUGAGUAGCUCCCUCUCACAAACUGUAGACAACGCAAAAUUAUCUGGGAGAGGUGAGCCUAGAAAUGAGUCACAUGUUGGAUGGCAGAAGGACAAGAGAUUCUCAAGUAAUCCCACCUUAGAGAGUGAAGUCAUCAAAUCAUCAUCCGGGAAAUAUGAAACUGUCAAAGAUAUCCAAAUUCGAUUAGAGAAUCAGAGUAAGAAACUGGGAAGUUCAAAUGAAGAAAAGUCAAUGUCUGGGAAAGCCAAGGCUAAUAAUGAGAGCCUGUCUGGACUUGAAAAUCGAAAAACCCCUCAGGAUUAUUGUGCCCAGAGUAGCGAAAGCAUUAAGUCGUUCAUGUACAAGACUGAGACUAAGAAAGAAAGCCUGAAUGACUCUCAGAAUCAAGUUAAAAAAGGGAAAGCUGAACAAGCUUCGGAAAAAGCAGGCAUGAAAGUGCUAAAGGAAUCACAGCCAAUCAAAGAUAGUUAUGUUUUGUCGUUGAUCUUAGAAGAAGAAAACAGGAAUAACUUGGAGUCCACUGAUGCCAAAAUGAGAAACAAACAGUCAUUAUCUGUGAAGCAUCAAUUCUUAAAUGAUCCUGGUGUACAAGCUUCUAUUUCCUCUUCAGUUAACAGCACAGAUAAACAAACUGUAUCCUCUGUGAAGCCCACAGAUCACCAUCAAACAGUAAAAAGCUCAGUGAAGACAUCAACUCACAAACUGGAAAAUCAUAGUAACUCAAAAGGUUCAUCAACCUUCACUGCUGAAAUGCCCAAGUCAACACCCAAAGCAACUUAUCAACAGACACAUUCACAGAUCCAUUCAAGUUUAACAGAGUUUAAUGUGAAGACACUCCCUGCUGUCAAGUUGUCCAGUCAGGAUAUGAACAAGUUGAGUUCCUCUGCAGUUGAAACACAGCCCACAGGUGGAGCAGUCACUCAGGAACAAACAUCACUUUCCCUGGACAGCGUAAACUAUCUUGCCAUUCCUAUGAAAGAGCAGAAAGCACAGGUGCCCAACGUGGGACUAACAGCUGUUUCUCCUAGAGCUUCCACCUUCAAAGCAAAUCCACCAUCGGCGAUCCCCUACUUUCAGCAUCAGCGCAGCGUGGAGGCAAUGGAUCCUCAAAGGCAAGACAAACAGACAGUGUCUCAUCGAGUUACCCAGGAUGCACAGUCCCCUGGUGUUCAGCUGAAAAAUCCACCUUACUCUGCUGUAAAUCAAACCCAGCUUCAAUUCUCUCCGGGUGCUAGGACGUCAAACCUUGUGGAGACAGGUUGUGAAGUUCCACAAUCUUCUCAAGACUUGGACAACUCUCCUGUGCCUUGUUAUCAGUAUCCUCAAACUCAGAGAAAAAUGCUUGUGGAUCCAGAAACAGGAAAAUAUUACUUUGUGGAUGCUCCAAUUCAACCUCCUCGUAAAAUGCUGUUGGAUCCAGAAACAGGGCAGUACGUGGAAGUCAUGAUGCCUCAGCAUCCCUAUGGUGGAGUAUAUCAAGUGCCUUUCCCUCCUUACCUUAUAAAUCCAGGAGUCAUGAGCCCAUCUUAUUUACCAAAUAUGCCAUACCCUGGGUUAUUUGUAGGACCUCCUGUGUCUUCUCAAAGGCCUAUGGAACUGCAAGGCCAAGUACUGCCCCAACAGAGUAUCCCACAAGGUAAAACAGAUUCACAGCAACAUAAACAGUAUGUCCAGAGGAGUUUCUCUGCUGACUCGGCAAACUUGGAGACCUUAUAUUAUAUACCAACAGGUAUGCCAUUAUAUCCCAACCCAGGCCAGCCUGGUCUGCAGCAAAUACCCAUACAAGCUAAAUCUUGUGCUGAACUUAGAGACAGCAAAACUACAGGCAUUUGGUCAAUGCAACAAAUUUAUGGAGUCAGUAACCUUCUCCCCCAUGGAAGGCCAAGUAGUUUUAUGGUGGAGUAAAAAACUAAAUAGGUACAUUUGAUGACAGGCUGAAAAGGGGCAAUGAGAACCUGCAGCUGAGCAAGAAUCAAGCAUCGGCCACAGAUUCAACCACACAGUCAUGUCAGAGAUGAAUGGCAUUCACUGAAAAGUAUUUUUCUCCAGACAUCACACCAUUAUCAGUCCAGGGACACACAGCUCAUCGGGAAAAACCACUCAUAGUUUAUUCAAGUGAUGUUGAAAAGCAUCUUGUGAAUCCCCAGCUCCUUAACGGCAAUGUUGAAUAUCAACUUGGGCCAAUUCCUUGCGAAUGUUUUCAUUUCCAUUGGAAUCUGUGAUCAAUUCAUGCAACGCUUGAAAGGGCUCAAUGACUUUGGCCUCCUAUUUGGGGAGAAAGGAACAACAUUGAAGGUGUUUGGUUACUCUUUCUUAAAGCUAUCGCAAAAGAGUGAUUUACUGUGCUAAGGCAGAGAGUAAAAGGGCAAACUUAUGCCCUAGACCCAUGAUUUAUAUUCUUUUUAAGCAGAUUCCAUCUUAUUGUCUAUAAAAAGAGACAUUGAAUAUAUCUGUGACUCUUAAAUAAU
Chiloscyllium plagiosum (whitespotted bambooshark) is the source of this 5515-nucleotide messenger RNA. RefSeq lists its product as uncharacterized. The record is from RefSeq and is a predicted model, not a curated record. NCBI's taxonomy places the organism in Eukaryota, Metazoa, Chordata, Chondrichthyes, Orectolobiformes, Hemiscylliidae.